GUUUGUGGGGUUGGAUACAGAAAGGGGAAAUGUUACGGGCAUUGCUGUGGCUGCAGCAGGGGUUUCUGAGCAGAUACCGCCUGGAAGAAUGGGGAUGCAGGUACAGCUUCCGCUUAAGCCUCCACCCGGUAGGGUAAAUCCUUUUGAAGAUCCUACUAGUCCAGCCCCUCCCCCACUACCUCCUGCCAAGAUAACCAAUCUCGCAGUAGUCCUUGACAUCCCUUUGUUUUCUACAAAUAUCCUGAUAUUGGUGUUUGGUGCAUCUUAUUUUAUGCUUCAGGCUGCUUGCACGGAACUACGGAAGAGCAGGUUGUUUCACAAGCUCCUUGAGGCAGUUUUGAAAACUGGCAAUCGUAUGAAUGAUGGAACAUUUCGUGGUGGUGCUCAAGCAUUUAAACUUGACACGCUUCUGAAACUAUCAGAUGUAAAAGGAAUAGACGGCAAAACUACGUUGUUGCAUUUUGUUGUUCAAGAGAUAAUCCGUUCAGAAGGUAUACGAGCUGCCCGUGCCAGAGACCGAGGGAGUGUGUCUAGCAUCAAGUCUGAUGAUCUACCCGAGGAUCAGUCUCAAGAUGCAGAGGAGUAUUAUCGAAGUACUGGUCUACAGGUUGUUUCAGGUUUGAGUAGUGAAAUUGAAAAUGUGAAAAAAGCUGCAAUUUUGGACGCGGACAGCUUAACAGGCACAGUAUCCAAGCUUGGUCGUGCACUAAAAGAAUCACGGGAUUUCCUAAAUUCAGAAAUGAAGAACGUAGAUGAUGAAAAUAGGUUUCACCAGACCCUGAAGAUUUUUGUGCAGAAUGCUGAGCUUGACAUCAUGUGGUUAUUCGAGGAAGAAAAAAGAAUUAUGGCCUUAGUUAAAAGCACAGGAGAUUAUUUCCACGGAAAUGCAGGGAAAGAUGAAGGUUUACGAUUGUUUGUUAUCGUUCGUGAUUUUCUGAUAAUAUUAGAUAAGGUAUGCAUAGAGGUGAAAAAUGCUCAGAGAAAGCUAAACGGCACGCCAAAGAAGGAGAAUGUGGCAAGUAAAACUUCAGAGUCCACCAAUCCACCUCCCCUCGAUCUCCGACAGAAGCUUUUUCCAGCUAUCACAGAUAGGAGAAUUGAUGAUUCUAGUUCGGAUGAUGAUGCUUCUUAAGGUAAGGGAUCUGAGUCAUUUUUGAGCUGAAGUUUGGUAAAUAGGGAAAUGAGAUUCAGUUUUUGCAAGUUGUGCUAACAGAGGGAUCUCAAUUCGAGGCAACAGAGGUGGUUGGAGUUGCUCAAAGACGACGAUAUGGCUUGUACAUGACUCUAUUUCAAUAUUUUUCACUUGUACUUAAAAGAGUAGUUAGGAAAAUUCUUAUUCAUUUUUCCUCCAGUUUAGUUGAUAAUUCUCU
This is a messenger RNA of Solanum tuberosum (potato), 1370 nucleotides long. Its product is annotated as formin-like protein 5. The transcript has 4 exons. NCBI's taxonomy places the organism in Eukaryota, Viridiplantae, Streptophyta, Magnoliopsida, Solanales, Solanaceae. The annotation marks the transcript as partial. The record is from RefSeq and is a predicted model, not a curated record. Gene Ontology annotation, biological process: actin nucleation; actin cytoskeleton organization. Gene Ontology annotation, molecular function: actin filament binding.